This is a messenger RNA of Halichondria panicea, 1478 nucleotides long. RefSeq names its product protein fuzzy homolog. NCBI's taxonomy places the organism in Eukaryota, Metazoa, Porifera, Demospongiae, Suberitida, Halichondriidae. The record is from RefSeq and is a predicted model, not a curated record. Gene Ontology annotation, biological process: vesicle-mediated transport; non-motile cilium assembly. Bases 63 to 1310 code for a protein of 415 amino acids. The transcript is spliced from 10 exons.
UAGGCGUGACGGAGGCUAGCUCAGUAGCUAGUGUUCUCUCCUUAGCUCAGAGGCAAUUAACUAUGGCCUAUCUGGCUGCCAUCAGCACAGCCACAACAAUCCCUCUGUUCAUCAGGACCAAGGGUGACUUGCCUCAGCUUUCGUUCCCGGUAGUGGGUUCACUGAGCAGUGUACACCUCUAUGCUAACAACAUGAAGACUGCCCUGCAUAGCUGCUCCUCAGCAGGAUCUUUCGUCACCUGGAAAUGUUUCCAUGAUUGUGUGACGCUAAUCCUGGUGAGUGGUAACGAGGGGGGCGGGCAAGUUCAUCCCCACCAUCUCCUGGAGCUGCUGUUUGGAUCUCUUGUGCUGCUACUGGGACAGGGUGAGGUGGAGGGUGGGGACACUGAGACACUCAAGAGAAGCUGUAAGUGCUGCUAUCCACUGUUGGAUUCCAUCCUAGAGGGCUCCUCCCUUCUCUCCCCACUCACUCAGUGUCUGGACGUCAUGGUUUCCAGUCACAAAGACAUCCUCCUGAGGACACUGGAGGCAUUCACUGAAGCUGCUCAGAGCAACUUUGGUUGCCUCACUAUUAACGGGAGAGUCUGCGUCGCCACUGACAGCUGGUGGGACUUGAGCUCUCUGGAGAAAUGUCUCCUCAGUCUGUUUGUCCAGUCACUCCCUCCGUCCUGUGCCACUGACAUCCCAGUCUACUUGCCCCACGCCAGCAACAGGGUCCCUCAUAGGCUCCUCACCUUCACACUCUUAGAGGGUGUGCUGGUGAGUGUGCUGUGUAAUCCUAAACCUCCACUCUCGGCUGUUCAAGAACUAGUGUCCAGUUACUGGAGUCCAGUGAGCCUGGCACUCCGAGACUCCGCUCAACUCCAUCCAACUAACGUGCCCCCCUCCCUCAAGUUUGAGGUAGAGAUUGAGGCAUUUCUCUUGGUGAACCUAGAGGUACAGACGAGCCUGACUAGCCUGCGACCCCUCGGACUGCCCGUGAGGACUACACUCAGCGCUGGUUUUCAAGGAGAAAUGAGCCAAGAGAGAAAGCUCAAGUGCCUGUCACGUUUCUUUAGGAGCACAGUUGAUAAUCUCCUACCCCUGCAUACUGGGGACUCUACCGAUGGUACAGAGGUCACUACCCUGAGGGGAAGGGUGUCCCACAAGAUCCUGGAGACAUACACUCAUGCUAAGGUAGACCCUCGGCUAGUCUGUGUACUGUGUGUGUACUGUACACUCAUGCUAAGAGGUACAAGGCUUACGCUGUUCACAGAGACAAGCACAACCUGUUUGUCAUCUUCUCUCCCUCUACGACAGCUUUUGCACUAAGGAAGAUGGCCCUCAACCUUCUGGACUAUCUGACAAACACCCACGAAGUACUAACUGGUUAAUGACUGCAUUCACUCCAUUAUUGCUCCCCAUUAUUCGUGUGUACUUAUAAUUAUUUGUUCUCCAUUUCCAUCAGUCACAUUUUUUAUCAUAAAAGUAAAUCAUGAA